Messenger RNA from Thrips palmi, 735 nucleotides. Its product is annotated as U7 snRNA-associated Sm-like protein LSm11. The transcript is spliced from 5 exons. Gene Ontology annotation, molecular function: U7 snRNA binding. Lineage: Eukaryota; Metazoa; Arthropoda; Insecta; Thysanoptera; Thripidae. Gene Ontology annotation, cellular component: U7 snRNP. Gene Ontology annotation, biological process: mRNA 3'-end processing by stem-loop binding and cleavage. The coding region runs from base 136 to 720 and encodes 194 amino acids. The record is from RefSeq and is a predicted model, not a curated record.
CUAAAGUUUCUCAUACUAGCGUCAGCUGAGUAGAGUAGGGUUAUGUUUUCUAUUGCAUUCCAGUAUUUCUUCUUUGUAAUUUGUAUACAAUCUUUUUUGUUUUUGAGUAUCAUGUUAUAAUUUCUCUUUUUCAACAUGUCUAACAUAAAACAUGAAAGUUCUAGUAGUAGUGACGAGUCAUUAGAUGUGACUUCCAGUAAGUUUGAUGCCAUGAAAGCACUUUAUUCAAACAAAGUCAAACUUCCAGUACCUAGUGCAAAACCUUUUGAUAAUAUGGCAAAAUAUGAGAGUAUAGCUAAGCGUUUAAGAGGUGAAUUACCGGAAAUGAAACCCAUAUCGAAUGAAGAAACUGCAAGCCAGUCUGAUUUGGAAACUGCUGGCACAAGUCAAUCGCAGACAUCAAGAGUCCCGAAAGAAGAAUACCAAAGAUUUUUGCCACAUCAACAGAUGGUCCGCGGCAAGGCCAGGAAAGCCGCCUCCAACUUGCUGACGCGCAUGGCCGCGGCGCCGCCGCCUCUCCAGCGGCUGCGGCAGGCCGCCGCCAGCAACCCGCGCUGCAGAGUGAGGGUGGUGACGCGCAACGAGCGCGGCGUGCACGGCCGCCUGGAGGGCUACGUGGUGCUGUUCGACAAGCACUGGAACCUGGCCAUGGCCGACGUCACGGAAGUCUUCUACCGGACCGCGCCCCGCAGAGCCAAGGACUUCUUCGUGGGUAGGUGACCCCCAGGCGGUUUC